UCCCGGGGCGUGCCCGUUUGGUGCCGUGUUCCGUGUGGAAAGUUUACCGGCUCGGGUGCAAAGUUUCAGCCGUCUGCAAACGGAGCUCGUCGGCAAACGCUUCUGGAAUAUACUGCCGGCGACCACGGUCCUUUUAUUCGGUGACUAGAAUUGGUUUGCCGGAUUGUUUUUCUUUUACCCGUGGCUGUCUUCAGAGCUAGCCGAGUGAUGCUGCCGUCGCUGGAUAACAGCGGUAUGUGAAGACGCUGUUAGCAUCGAUCGUAUUGUCUCGGGGAGCCAGUUAGCUUCAACCAUUAGCUUGGAGACGUGAAACCGGGGACCUAGUCUCGUUAAAUACACGGUUAUUUAACAUUAACUCGAAACUUGACUCGACAAAGGACUGUGAGGAAAGUUAAAAAUGGCUUGUGAGCCUAAUCGUGUCCGGCUGCUAUGUAUGCUCUCAUUGACUUUUGGGUUUUUCAUUGUGGAGGUGGUGGUCAGCCGGAUCACCUCCUCUCUGUCGAUGCUGUCGGACUCCUUUCACAUGCUGUCGGACGUCAUCGCUCUGGUGGUGGCUCUGGUGGCUGUGCGAUUCGCCGAGAAAACCCAUGCCACCAACAAAAACACCUUCGGCUGGAUCAGGGCGGAGGUGAUGGGGGCUCUGGUCAACGCCGUCUUCCUCACGGCGCUGUGCUUCACCAUCGUCCUGGAGGCUGUCGAGCGCUUCACCGAGCCCCAAGAGAUCGAUAACCCGAUCGUGGUCGCCGGGGUCGGUGCCGCGGGGCUCCUGGUCAACCUGCUCGGGCUCUGCUUGUUCCACGGGCACGCCGGCGGAGGCCACGGACACUCGCAUGGGGGUCACUCUCAUGGAAACAAGAACAAGAGGGGGAAAGCUUGCAAGUCCCAGAAGGCUGGGAACGGAUCCUCAGGAGAGGAGACCAACAACUUGGUGGGAAAUCACAACAGCCCGGGAGAAGCAAGACCGAGAAAUGAAAUCAGCUGUAAAGACAGCGCUGAGGUGCAGAUGAAUGGCAACACCCACUAUGAGGAGAUGGACCAUGACCACGACCACGACCCAUCUGGACAGCUCAACAUGCGCGGCGUCUUCCUGCAUGUGUUGGGUGAUGCCCUUGGCUCUGUCAUUGUGGUCGUCAAUGCUAUAAUAUUUACCUUUGUGUGGCAGCCCUGCAUAGACGGGGAGACAUGUCGGAACCCGUGUAUCAAUAGCCACAGCACAGACCACCAGCAUGUCAAUCACACGCUGGUCGACCUGAUGGAAGGUCCCACUAUGUCGGUCGUGAAGACCGCCGGCCCCUGCUGGGUCCUCUACCUGGAUCCCAUACUCUGCAUCAUCAUGGUGUGCAUCCUGCUGUAUACAACCUACCCACUGCUAAAAGAGUCGGCCCUCAUCCUGCUGCAGACUGUGCCCAAGCAGAUCAACAUGCACCGGCUCAACGAGCGCCUGCUAGGUCUGGAUGGCGUCCUGGCCAUCCACGAGCUGCACAUCUGGCAGCUGGCUGGCAGUCGCAUCAUCGCCACGGCGCACAUCAAGUGCCACGACCCCACAUCUUAUAUGGAGGUGGCCAAGCGCAUCAAGGACUUCUUCCACGACGAGGGCAUCCACGCCACCACCAUUCAGCCCGAGUUCGUCACGUUCAACUCGGAGUCCCGGGACUCCCUCUGUGAGCUCUCCUGUCGGACUCAGUGUGCUCCCAAGCUGUGCUGCGGCUCUGCCGACAAACCGAACACAGGCUCUGAUAAGAAGGCCAGCAGUGACUGCAAGGCUGGCGCCACCGCUUCAGCCCUGGAGGCGAUCAGCGAGACCCCAGAGCAGGCCGCAGGCGUUCAGGUGCGCCCUCGGUCAGAGGCUGAGGUUACCAUCACUAGAGAGGUGGAGUCGUCUCUGUGAGAUGGAGGGGACAGAGAGAAACAGAGGAGAAGCUGGAAAAGGCUAAAAUCAUCAUUGAUCUGUGGCUCUGACAAGAAAUGGUUUUCCCUAGCUUUUAUUCUGUCACUGCCCGCUGUCAUUGCUGAAAAAUACUCCCAAAAACCCCUGUGUGUUGAUGCGUUCGAGCCAUUUCUUUUCACCUUUCCUUUCUCUGUAUACCUGUUUUCACCCCCUUCCUCCUGCCCUCCCUCCCAGCCCCUCCUCUGUUACUCAGCCCCUCUCUUGUUGCCCUGGCAGUAUGGUGGCGAUGCAUGUUGGGGUUCACUGACCUUAUCUCCUCCAGGACUGGAGCGAGGCCUGCAUGAGUGUCCCUCAUUAGCACCGUGUUGUGAUGUGUCAUCUCGUCCCAUGGUGUUUCUGUGCCAAAGCUUCUCACUGCAGGACUGAGGGACCUGAGAGACGUCCUUUCCUCCAAAAGGACACACACAACACAUGCAAGUCAGCGCACACAUCACUAGAUUAUGUUGUUUAGCCUUUGGACCUGUUGGCAAAGAGUCUACCUUUUUUUUUUCCAUGUAGGCUUUGAGCAGAUCUAUUUUCUUACCCUCUGGCCCCAAAUGGAGUAUUGUAUUGCAUAAUAAUUUAAAUAUUUUAAGUUAUUAGAAAUUAUCUAUUUCUCACUGUAGAUGCUGUUUGUAAUAUUUAGUUUGGAUGAUAGAAACAUUUUUUUGCAAUUUUUCUGUCUCAGAUUUUUUGACAGACCAUCUAUGCUGUAGUCAGUUUUUUCAAAUGUGACAUUUUAUAAUGAUUUUGUUUCAAGACAUUUCUCUGGCCUUGACUCAUUUUUACUUGCAGUCAUUAGUUGGAUACAGAAGCCGUAUCAACACCUCUGUCACCUUGCCUUUUUAAAUACAAAAACCUGCUGUGGACAUAGCACUGAGUACGGUAGACACGGUGUAACUGAACCUCUUGCGUUGGCACAGUCACCUAAUUAAAUGUUCAUUCAUAAAUUUGAUGCCUUGCAAGCCAGAGGGUUGGAUCUGUUGUGAAGAAAUGAGCACUGUAUGCCAUUAAUGAAACAUCAUUCUCUGUAUGAAUCUGUACUGGAAAGCUUUCUGAUGAUGGCUGUUGAUUCUCAUUCAAAAUGCUCAUGAAUGUGUUCGGCACCGUGUCACAAUCCAUGCUGUGGGAGUUUUUAUCGUUCUAGGACGUUCUACUAUGUUUGCAUGACCAAACUGAGACCUGGUGUUCGACUUUCAGGAGCUCCACUAAAAGCUCCAGUUGCUGCUUACCAGUACUGUCUGGUAUCCCCCAACAUUACUCAUAACUGUGUAGGGAAUGACUCAUCUUAUAGCUUUCAGUCCUCUGCUUUGGACUGCAGCUGAGCAGGCUGUGUGCUGAAUUGAAGUCCAUAUGGUGGCCUUUGAAAUUGAUUAAUUUUCCCUCAUCACCUCAGAUAUCAUUUAACUGGUGAUCCAUUGAUGUGUUUCUGAUUUCCACUCCUGAGUAAAUGUGUAUGCAAUAUAGAAUUUUGUGCUGGGAAAUGUAUUUUGACGCGUUCCUUCAUUUGUAAUGUUCGGUCACUUUUAUUCUGUGUCUUUUAAGACUUGAGCUCUAUGUGCAAAUUGACAACAAAAGUGUUUUUUAAUUUUAGAUAUGACAUGUCAACUGAUGUGUUUUUGAUAUCCUAUAUAUCUACAGUACCUGUCCAAUGUGUCAUUGUGAAAUAAUAAAAAAAAGAUAUGGCUGUUUGGUACAGUUGAUGAACCCAAA
Messenger RNA from Centropristis striata (black sea bass), 3640 nucleotides. It is a transcript of the gene slc30a1a, whose product is annotated as solute carrier family 30 member 1a. Gene Ontology annotation, biological process: detoxification of zinc ion; intracellular zinc ion homeostasis; zinc ion transmembrane transport. The record is from RefSeq and is a predicted model, not a curated record. NCBI's taxonomy places the organism in Eukaryota, Metazoa, Chordata, Actinopteri, Perciformes, Serranidae. The transcript is spliced from 2 exons. Gene Ontology annotation, cellular component: Golgi apparatus; endoplasmic reticulum; membrane. The coding region runs from base 398 to 1888 and encodes 496 amino acids. Gene Ontology annotation, molecular function: zinc ion transmembrane transporter activity; calcium channel inhibitor activity.